AUGCCGCUUCUGACAUUUACAGGAGAUAACGUGGCAUCCGAACGACAAGAUGACGAGUUUGAAAAUGUCGGUCUUGUCAAGUUCAACUUGAAACAGAAAUCUCAACGCCACUUGAAAAAUAAUAAACGUGGCGCGCGCAAGCCCCCAAUUGAUGUGACUGUCUUUCAGAACUUAGACCUCGAAGUGCCAGACACUCGCGAAGAAGCCAAUAAUAUGGUUUCUACGCUCCUUCUGGACCAACAGGGGGUCUUACAGUAUUAUCUCGAUAUCCUUCGACGUCCUCAGAUAUGUGAUACUCUUCACAAGAUUUAUGCUCCUUUGAGGUCGCGUACCACACUGCCCUCCGAGAAUUUCAAAGGAAAGACACUUGCUGUAAACGAUGCUCUUCAACAGAGCGAGGAACAACCUUCCGCGUAUCCCAUUGUUCAGCCAAUGAAGGCUGCAUUGUACUUCGAUAGCGCGGCGGGCUUUGGGGAAUGGCACGUGCUGAUUUCCACUCGUGCUGACCGGAAUCUACGAGAAACAUGCCGAAAAGAUAAAAAAUCAUUCAAUAUCAUUGUGAAAAAAAUAAAAGAGCUCUCCAAUGGCCACUUUUCGGAGGAUAAUCAAAAGAGGCUAGCAGGUUCUGACAAUGGCAUACCGAUUUUCGAAGCGAAAAUGACUCGUGAUUCACGUCUUGUGUAUCAAAUUGAUUGUGUCCCAGAGUAUGAUAGCGAUGUCGAGAGGCAAGUGAUCCGGAUCUUUGGCAUAUACACCCACGCACAACUGGAUAAUCGUCUAUGGGACUCUAUGUCGCAUCAGCUAAUGAAGCGAGGCAAAGAAUAUAAACAUCGCUGUACUUUCCGUAACCGUCCUCGUCAAGUUGGUGAUAAUGUGAUCAUGCCUGCAUCGUUCCCUCCCCAGGAGGCAGUUGAAGAAGUUGUGUCUGGUCUCGCUAUUCCUAUCCCGAGCGAGUACUUAGAGGAGCUUCAUUCCCUUUUAGUCCUAGAGAAAUUCGUUACUUUAUCACAGGCCCUUUUGAUCAGUCUGUCAUUUCCUCACGUUUUUUCCGUAUCGCCGAAAGAGAAAGAAAUCAUAGAACACACGUCGUCAUGUUUUGUUCUAGGACGAAGCGGAACCGGGAAAACAACCACGAUGUUGUUUAAGAUGCUUGGUAUUGAGCGGUCCUGGCAACUUCAUUCUGCGGGUCGCGUUGAAGAGUAUUUUACAAAGCUUAUGCAAUCUUUAGCGUUGCAGGGAACAUCAGCAAAGGAGCUAAUGGAAAUUGUAAAGAAGAAAGUUGGAGCCCAGCAAGCCAGCGAGCUAAUGAUAGAUGUGGACGAUGAGUCGGAUUGGCGAUCUGACCUACCGCGGCAUUUUAGUCAACUUCAAGAUGAGCACUUCCCGCUGUUCAUUACUUUCGACCGACUUUGCAUGCUCCUGGAAGCGGAUGCAAGACUCUCGUACAAGCAUACUAGCGAUUCCCCUGGCCUGAUAGAGGCUUGUUCUUCACCAUCCCAGGAUAAUGAUGACCGUUCUACGAUUUCGUACGAUACUUUCUUCGAUGCAUACUGGUGUCACUUUCCACAGUCUUUGAUAAAGGGACUAGAUCCGGCUUUAGUGUUUAGCGAAUUCAUGGGUACGAAUAAGUGUCUAAAUGUCGUACCAUCAUCUUCAAUAUUUGACCACGAAUUAGGUGUCAUCAAGGGUUCAGAAGAAGCGCUGUCUACUACGGAACGCUUUCUCGACCAGAAAACUUACGUUAAACUCAGUCACCGAUCUCAAUCGACUUUUUCUAUGCACAGAGAUGUCAUAUACAAAUUGUUUGAACAGUACAUGAAACGGAAGAAAGGGCGAGGAGAUCAAGACAUGGCUGACAAGUCCCAAGCAAUACUGGACUUUAUCUCACGAGAAGGAGUGCCUGGAGAGCGAAUUGACUUUUUGUAUGUCGACGAAGUACAGGACAACUUACUGAUUGACAUACCAUUAUUGCGGGCAUUGUGCAAAAACCCGGACGGCAUGUUUUGGGCAGGAGAUACGGCGCAGGCAUUUGGAAGUUCUUUUAAAUUUGAUGCAUUGAAGGCGUUCUUGUAUAGGAUCGAGCGUGAAUUCGAACAGAAGAACAAGCAUAUCCGUCCUCAGCUUCCACCUCGCUCUUUUCAACUUGCUGUCAACUAUCGUUCACAUGGGGGCAUUGUAGGAUGUGCUCAAUCAGUUAUACGCCUUAUCACAGAAUUCUUCCCUUACUCGAUCGAUAAACUUGCUGAUGAGAAAGGCAUUAUAGACGGAGCAAAGCCCGUUCUCUUCGCUGGAUGGGACGAGAAUACAGUCCGUUAUGAAUCGUUCCUGUUUGGGGACCGUGGUACCAGGAUUGAAUUCGGUGCACAACAAUGCAUUCUUGUUCGCAAUGAGGUUGCGAAAGAGAAGUUACGCAAGGAAGUUGGAGAUGUGGGUUUAAUCAUGACAUUGUAUGAAAGCAAGGGCUUGGAGUUUGAUGAUGUUCUGCUCUACAACUUCUUUGAAGACUCCACCGUGGAUGUGUCGCACUUCCGAAUAGUACUCAAUGCACUCGAGGAUAGGGAUCUGCAAAAAUCAUCAUUAUCAGCACAUCGUUUUGACGAGACUCGUCACGCGGGAGUCUGUAGCGAACUCAAGUUUUUGUAUGUUGCAAUCACACGCGCGCGAAAGAACCUAUGGAUUGUGGAUUACUCAAAGAAAGCAGAACCUAUGAAGAUUUUCUGGACUUCUUUGGACCUCGUACAAAUUUGCACGCCGGGCGCAGAUGUGCCACAGCUGGCUGUAUCAUCUACUCCAGAAGAAUGGAGAAUCUCUGGCAGAAGUCUUUUCCAGCACAAGCGUUACUAUCAAGCCAUGCAUUGCUUUACGCGAGCUGGCCUCGAACGUGAAGCAUCUGUUACACAUGCGUAUCAUCUCCGUGAGCUGGCUCGUGGCCAUCCACUAAUUAGCCUAAGGCGCUCAGAAUCGUUCUUGGUUGCGGCUGAGGCAUUUCUCCUAUGUACCCAGUCUUCUAAAGCACCCAAAGAGAAGAGGGCAUACUUUAAGGCAGCUGCCGACUGCUUUGUGCACUGUGGAGAUGACACAAGAGCUGCGAAAGCUUUUGUAGAUGCAUCGGAGUUCACACUUGCUGCUCAGCAUUACAGGAAGGCUGGCAAGUUUCAUGAUGCAGUUCAGGUCAUUGAUGCCCAUCGGUCACAAAUGAACGAAGCUGUUGUUGACAAAAUCAUCCAAGUAUCACGCCUGUAUUUUGUGAAGGAGAGUAAACUCGACGACGCUAUCAAACUCUUCAGCUCCUACGAGGAGGGAUUAGAAUUCUUGGAAGACUACGAUUUGGAUGUGGCCCGAGCGACACUACUAGAGAAAAUGGGUAGAUUAGCCGAGGCUGCUGAACUUCAUCUUGCCGAGGGCCGACAACUGGAAGCGAUCAGACUUUUCAUAGCUGAUCGGGAGAACAUAGACUCAGAAGAUCGAGCCAAGAAGUGUUUAGUGGACUGUUUAUGGCAGCAGUUAUCAUUUGGAAGAUCAAAGUCUGCUGAUAAUAGUCAUUUACAUGCUCUUCAAGAGUUGUUACAUCGGGUUAGCGACUCGCGUGCGGAAGCCGCAGAAAUGGCGGAAGAUAGCGAAGUGCUGAUGUUCAAAGCGAUUUCAGAUGGGAAUACAGCCCAAUUACUGAAGCUUGGUCUAAUGUUCCAUGGCGAUCGGAAUGCCGCUGCAUUGCUCUGUCUAGAUAAUGCAUUCGUGUCCAUACCAAAAAUCCAGGUAGCAAAAGGCUCAGAAGUGUCGUCCAGUCUUGGGUUGUUCCAUAUUUAUACGAAAGUCCUUGGCGAAGCUGCGCGUCAUCCGGAUCCAUAUAGCAACGCACGCAUUCAGAAACUUUUGGACUUCCACGUCUUGGCAGAAGGCCAGGUUUUGGUAAAGAAGGAAACAUUCCUCCAUGAUCACUGUAUGCGCAGGAAUUCACCUAUAAUCCGAUCCGAUGAUGGCGACUUGAUUAUGUCUCGGUGGGACUUCCUCGUCAUAUACAGAAAUGCCCUGUCAGAUCGUCUUCGAACACGGGUGCUCGCAGAAAAUGGUAUUUGCGAAAAGGCCAAAGCUUUGUUUCCUUGCCUCUCAUUUGCCGCCUUCAAGUACUGCAAUAAUCAACAAUGUGAUCGCGACCACCUUGAUAGUCCUGCUCUCACGAACGAAGCAUAUCACAUGCGAGUACAGCUACACUUGCAGCAAGUACUUAUUGUCCAAUCGUUACAUUUUGUAAUGCGAGGAGAUGAAACCCGAAGGUUACGGAUUGCGUGGAUCACUCGCUUGUACGAAGCUCUCAAUCCUCCUUACCACAUGUUAGGACAUAUCUCCAACCUCGACUUGACUCGCAUUCCUGAUGCCCAACAAGGAUGCCAAGUGGUCAUAGAUUGGCUUCGAGACUUGCUCUAUACCCUUGACCCCCGGGAAAACAAGCCCACUUUUCUGUCUAUGGCAUCCAUACUGGCCGGUCUGAGCCUCGACUUUGACUCGGAUGCCGCUUAUAGUUACGUCCGUCAGGCUCCAUUCGCAGCACCAAAUGGGCGACUCCCACCAGAACUAUUGCGAAACAAAAGCGCUUUUUACGUUAUAAAUGACCUCAUCGAGUUCCUGGAGGACAAAAAGCAGUAUUCGUUAACGCUUGGGAUAUUAUUUCUAAACCAUGUACUGGACAACACUUUGUGUUUCAGUCUAGAUAUAUUAUGCGAUUAUACUGAUCAUCUGUGUGCAUCGAUUGUUGUGCACUUCCUACACAGGAAAUGGUCGUCACUCCAUGGCAUCACCCUUCCUCGUAGCUAUUUGAUCCGUGCCUUAAAACGCUUUGACAGAACACCUCGAGACACACACCUUAUGGAGUUAUUUUGCAGAUGCCUGGGUGAACUAUUAGGGCGGGUGUUUACUACUAUCGACUCGGACCAUCUCGUUUAUGAGGGUCAAAGUAUCUGGAAACAUAGUGAUCCGAUACGUAACGCUUUUAUAGCUCGAAUAUGCAUGUGCCUUCUUGGAUACAACAUUCGUGAUAGAGAUGAAAGGCUCAGAAAGCAAAUCUUCACAGCAAUCACCACUUUACGGAAGGAUGGGCGAUUUCUCCCUACGAUCUGUUAUCGGUACAUUUCUGCCCGAGGAUGGGAGGAUCUCGCACGUCACGUAAGACAAUCCGCUAGAGAUUCAAACCUAGACGAAAUGGUACAGCUCCAUGAUCUCAGUCGGGUGCCAUUGCCCAAUUACACCGUCUCUGGGGUCCGUUUGGUGGCAUUCAAGCGGUCUGAUGAUAUCGUUUCCCUACUCACUAGCCCUGAGACAUUAACAUCAAAAUCGUCGACGUUGAAAGCUACUGCAGCGGCCUUCACACCGCAGCAAACCAUCUCCAGUCCGGCCAAAGCUGCGCUUGCUCCAUUCGCUGAGGACAAUCCCGUUGAGGAAGAGGACAAGCAUGACGUCGAAGAAACUGAUUUGGAUGUGGUGGGACAAAAUCCCGAGGGCCAGGAAAUCAUGGGAUAUCAGACAUACAAGAACAGUAAUACUGAUGCUGCAUUCUCAGAGGAACAUAUCAAAGCAGCGACUACCUUCAUGAUAUUGUACAAGCAACUCCUACGCAGGCGCCGCAAAGCACCAAAACAUGGCCUUGCUUCUCACAGAGCACAGGUCUUCACCACGUAUCAGGAUGCCUCUUGCACUAUCGAGUGGCCCAAUGGCUACUACCGACUCCUUUUCUUAGGGCCUCUUCCUCAUAUCAUGGUAUGCCUAGAAAGGGUAGUCUCGUACGCGAAGACAGCGAAGGAUAACGUAAAGAAAAGGCUCACUCGGGUUGAACAUCAAGAAUUGGAAGAAGUUAGCGAGCGUCUCACAAAAAUGACUUCGUUGCUCAAAAAUUCGAAACGAUUGCAGAAGACCCUCGAACCUAAAUCAGAGUUACAUCGUCGACGAGACUUGCAGGAGUUGGAAUCCAGUGUAUCAGAGGUGGAGUUGCUCGUUCAACAGUUACCACAGGAAAAAAGGAUGGAGCUGCAGGAAGACUUGAAUUUAGGCUGGACGGGCAUUGUGAAGAAGCUUGUGAAAGUAAAGAAGCCUAAGCCACUGUUAGAGGUCGACGACAUUGAAGACGACAUGUAUUAG
This is a messenger RNA of Serpula lacrymans var. lacrymans S7.9, 6129 nucleotides long. RefSeq lists its product as uncharacterized. The coding region runs from base 1 to 6129 and encodes 2042 amino acids. Lineage: Eukaryota; Fungi; Basidiomycota; Agaricomycetes; Boletales; Serpulaceae. The transcript has 36 exons. Gene Ontology annotation, molecular function: hydrolase activity; ATP binding. The record is from RefSeq and is a predicted model, not a curated record.